Molecule: messenger RNA, 696 nt
Organism: Eruca vesicaria subsp. sativa (arugula)
Lineage: Eukaryota; Viridiplantae; Streptophyta; Magnoliopsida; Brassicales; Brassicaceae
Source: the annotation of a GenBank genome assembly
AUGGAGUGCAAUAAAGAAGAAGCCACAAGAGCAAUGUCUAUAGCAGAGAAGAAACUCACAGAGAAAGAUUACAACGGGGCCAAGAAAUUCGUCAGCAAGGCUCAGAGCUUAUAUCCAAACCUUGAUGGUCUGAGACAAGUUCUAACGAUGAUAGAUGUUUUCGUCUCUGCAUCAAACCAAAACAACAACGAGUCUGAUUUGUACGGAAUCCUCGGUGUGGAUCCUUUAGCUGAUGACGUAACAGUGAAGAAACAUUACAAGAAGUUGGCUCUUCUUCUACAUCCCGACAAGAACAAGUUUCUUGGCGCCAAAGAAGCGUUUGAGCUUGUUUUAGAUGCUUGGUGUCUUUUAUCUGAUCACUCUAAGAGAAAGUCUUAUGAUCAACAGAGAAAAUACAAAGAAGAACAGCAAAAGAGAGACGCUGAUGCAAACCAAGAAGAAGAAAAAAUCAAGAGAUGGUUUGACGAGUUACGAGAGGCAGAGAGGCGUUUCAAGAAUGGGAUGAGGAGAGAAAAUGAAAACUCGACAGCAGAAGCAGAGAGGCUCUUCAAGAGGAGAGUGUUCACAACAGGAAACGCAAACUCUACAUCUGAGGCAGAGAGAUUAUUCAGGAAGCCAAUGAAAGCAGAAGAUGCAAACUCUACUUCAGAGGCAGAGAGACUCUUUGGGUGGAGGCCAUGGAGAUGUGUGAACUAA